Molecule: messenger RNA, 366 nt
Organism: Megalops cyprinoides (Indo-Pacific tarpon)
Lineage: Eukaryota; Metazoa; Chordata; Actinopteri; Elopiformes; Megalopidae
Product: histone H2A-beta, sperm-like
Exons: 2
Coding region: 1-366 (121 amino acids)
Cellular component (GO): nucleosome
Molecular function (GO): DNA binding; structural constituent of chromatin; protein heterodimerization activity
Source: RefSeq, a predicted model, not a curated record
AUGAGCAGAAGAGAGAAAACUGGUGGGAAAGCCAGGGCUAAGGCUCACUCAUCCAGGUCAGGACUCCAGUUCAAGGUCGGUCAUGUUCAAAGACUGCUGUACAAAGGAAUCUACACCGAGCACGUUGGUGCUGAUGCCCUGGUCUACUUGGCCAUUGUGCUCGAGUACCUUACAGCUGAGAUCCUUGAGCUGGCUGGAAAUGCUUCUCGGGACAAUAAGAAGACCCGUAUCAUUUUCUGUCACCUGCAGCUUGCACUGGGCAGUGGGAAGAAGCCUCACUGCUACAGGCCUGUCACAGUGGCCCUGAGAGAAAUCCGCCGCUACCAGAAGUCCACCAAGCUUCUGAUUCACAGACUGCCCUUCUAG